Molecule: messenger RNA, 567 nt
Organism: Lindgomyces ingoldianus
Lineage: Eukaryota; Fungi; Ascomycota; Dothideomycetes; Pleosporales; Lindgomycetaceae
Exons: 7
Coding region: 1-567 (188 amino acids)
Source: RefSeq, a predicted model, not a curated record
AUGUUAAAUGCCACCAAGGUACUAAGAACUUACAUAGGAUUUGCUCUCGUUGUCGUCUGUCUAUUUUGUCACUCCAGUAGGUCUCUUCGUGAUUAUGGAGCGAACAGGAAGCCUGUAGGUGAGCUGGCACUGGCACCUGCGGCCUUAGCUGAAGGGCGCUUGCUUGUCGCCUCUUUGCCUUUUGGACAUGCGAAUCAGCGGCAGCAAAUCCUUUUCAUUGAGGCACUAUGCGUCUGCCUGAUUUGUCAAUUUACCGCACGUUUUCAAGAGGACAAUACCGACUACAUUCCAGCGUUCUCAGUGUACUACCCAACCGCGAUCUCUGUUGGUGAUGCCUUUUUGGUCGCAAUGAUGCUCGUAAAUCAACACUUAAGCUUAGGAAUUACGAUGCUUAUGAUCAGGGAGGAUGGCCGAACUGCUUCAGGCACACCCUUGUGGGUAUCGAAUUUCGGCUUUAAAUUCUACUGUAAUGAUUGGUGGCGACCCUGCAUGAACUUUCACACGACACCAGAGAUAUGGUUAGAGAUGACUCCUAAGCAUUGUAGCGAGGCUCCAAAACUUGGUUAA